Enterobius vermicularis (human pinworm) is the source of this 1497-nucleotide messenger RNA. The record is from the annotation of a GenBank genome assembly. Lineage: Eukaryota; Metazoa; Nematoda; Chromadorea; Rhabditida; Oxyuridae.
AUGGGGCUUCUAGCUGUUGGCGGUUUCCUUGUACUUUGCUGGUUUGGAUAUCUUUUAAUCAAAGAAAUCGCGCGAUAUUUAAGGUGUAUUUCUCAAAUUCAGGGACCUCCACCAAUCCCGUUACUGGGCAACCUUCACCAAUUUCGUUUCAAACCAGAUGAAUUUUUUGAGCAAGUUCAAGGCCUAAGUUACAUGCUUGAAAACAAUGGUGAUAGAAUGGUGAGAGUCUGGUUCAGUGGCUGGCCCUGGGUAGUGCUAUAUGGCGCUGAGGAGUGUGAAGCGGUCCUAGGAAGUAACAAAACUCUUCAGAAACCUUUUCAGUACGGCUUUCUCAGCGGCUGGAUUGGUCAGGGUUUACUUGUCAACAAACCAGAAAGAUGGAGGCCACGCAGGAAACUACUAACACCAGCAUUUCACUACGAUAUUCUGAAAGACUUCGUCGGGAUUCAUAAUAAACAUGCCAGAACACUGCUUGGCAAGUUUGAAAACUUGAUAGGCAAAGGAUACAACGAUGUCUUCCACACAGUUUCCUUGUGUACCUUGGACAUCAUUUGCGAAGCAGCUUUAGGCACCCAUGUGGACGCUCAGAACAAAUCGUCUCCCUAUUUAAACGCUGUUACAAAGAUGAAGUAUAUCAUACAUCAACGAACGCUUAAGCCAUAUUAUUAUCCAAAGUUCUUAUUUAAUCUGAUUGGAAGCGGUAAAGAGCACGAUAAAUAUGCAAUAAUGGCAAGAAAAAAACUGGCUGAAGAGGCUGGUGGCGUUCAGAAAUUGGUUGCGCAGGAACAGGCAUCCGGAAAACGUAGGAUGGCUUUUCUUGAUCUUAUGUUAGACAUGCACGACAAAGGUGACUUGCCGCUCAGUGGUAUCCAGGAGGAGGUUGACACUUUUACUUUCGAGGGCCACGACACAACGUCUACAAGCAUAAACUGGUUCCUCCAUUUAAUGGGGACAAAUCCACAUAUACAAGCGAAAGUGCAGAAAGAAAUUGAUGACGUCCUCGGCCCAGAUGACCGACCGAUUACUUACGAGGACCUAAGCCGAUUCCGGUAUUUGGAAGCUUGCAUUAAAGAAACCCUCAGACUAUACCCGAGCGUUCCCAUAAUCGCACGAUUUCUAACUGAGGACAUCGUCAUAAAAAAUAAAACCAUCCCUAAAUACGUGGGAAUCGUCAUAACUCCUUCAAUGGUACAUCGUGAUCCUCGUUACUGGCCGGAUCCAGAAGUUUUUCGGCCAGAAAGGUUCCUGGAUGGAGAGCAAAAACAUCCGUACGCUUUCAUACCAUUUUCUGCCGGAGCAAGGAAUUGUAUAGGACAAAGGUUUGCUAUAAUGGAGGAGAAAUGCAUUCUGGGGCUGCUGAUGCGACAUUUAAAAGUUAAGUCAAAAUUAAGAACGGAUCAGAUGAGACUCUCAGCAGAACUUAUUAUCCGACCACUGUACGGAAAUAAUCUCCUUUUUGAAAAGAGAUUUUAUGGUGACUAUUCACCAGUCAUUUAA